Hirsutella rhossiliensis is the source of this 1101-nucleotide messenger RNA. RefSeq names its product protein prenyltransferase alpha subunit repeat domain-containing protein. Gene Ontology annotation, biological process: protein geranylgeranylation. The transcript has 6 exons. The coding region runs from base 1 to 1101 and encodes 366 amino acids. The record is from RefSeq and is a predicted model, not a curated record. Gene Ontology annotation, cellular component: Rab-protein geranylgeranyltransferase complex; cytoplasm. Gene Ontology annotation, molecular function: Rab geranylgeranyltransferase activity. Lineage: Eukaryota; Fungi; Ascomycota; Sordariomycetes; Hypocreales; Ophiocordycipitaceae.
AUGACCAGCCACGGCGUGGCUCGGUCCACACGAGCUCCUCGAACCAAAGAGCAGCGUCAUCAGGACAUUGAGAGGAUUCGCAAAUAUCGGGCCCUGGAAGACCAAGCUAGGUCUCGAGUGGCAGAGAAGCAACUUGACCAAGACACCUUUCUGCUCACGUCUCAGCUACUGCGACUCAACCCCGAGUACUACACAAUAUGGAACGUUCGCAGGCGCUGCCUGACAUCGGGGAUCUUGUAUGGAGCUUCGCAUAACCCAUCACCCUCGUCCUCGGCAGAGACCAGGUCGAGUCUAAAUCCCAAAGAAUCCAACAGCGGCAGUCCGACAUUGAAGCCUUGCGUGGGUGACGCUUCCCAGACUCCUCAAAAACAGAUCGAAGGCGUCAUUCGCUCCGAACUCGGAUUCACGGUGCCCCUCCUUAUUGAAUAUCCCAAGUGCUAUUGGAUUUGGAAGUAUCGUUUGUGGAUCUUGGAUCAAGCUACGGACAAGCUCUCUACUGGCACAGCGCGGGCCAUCUGGGAAGAGGAGCUGGGGCUUGUAUCGAAAAUGUUGCUCAAAGACCGCAGAAGCGCGGUCGAAUCCGAGUUUGAUUAUACGACCAAAGCGAUCCACGAGGAUCUCUCAAAUUUUUCCGCCUGGCACAACCGCAGCCAACUGAUUCCCCGCCUGCUGCGGGAGCGGGGAGCUGACAACGCUUCUCGAAAGGAGUUUCUUGAUGAUGAGCUUGAUACUAUACGCGAGGCUCUCAACGUUGGACCGGAAGAUCAGUCUCUCUGGUAUUACCACCACUACUUGUGCUUCAAUUUGAUCGAAUCCAGUGGCAGCCGCGCCAUAGUCCCUCACAUGCCCGCGGCGGAGCGAAAAACCUACGUAAUUGCCGAGAUCGCCAAUAUUCGAGAGCUCGCCAAGGACUUCCGAGAUAUUAAGUGGGUCUACGAGGCCCUUAUCGAGUACACGCUCGCCAUCAUUCAGCUAGACAGCCGAUCUGUUCAAAACGAAGAGAAGAGAGAGAUUUCACAGUGGCUUGCGAAGCUGAGAGAGUUGGAUCGAAAGCGCAGUGGUCGCUGGGAUGACUUUGAGACCCAGCUUGGUCUCACAUGA